UCGCAUUUGGUUUCUGAUGCGCUCUUUUUAAACAUUAAUGUAAACUGUUGUUUGUCGUUAGUAAAAACAUGGAGUGGAAAAAAAAGUAAGCGAAACUCUAGUACCGCUGCGGAGCAGAUGGCUACACGGAUGGAUUUCGAUGAUGCACCGCGUAUUGUGGGUAACGUAGUUUUGCGCCUUAUGGGUAACGUAGUUUUUUAUUGUUACAAAGGCAUCAAUGAAAAUAUAAUCAGAACUUCAAUUCCCAUAGGCGGAAGUUUGUGCAACUGAAAAGACGCGUCGUGUGGAAACAGUUGUGUUUGUGUGGAGCGGUAACUUUGGAACAUGUUGGGGCAAGUACGUGACCGUAAAAUAUACCGUAAAGCCUCGUAAACCCCGUGGUUUUGUGUAGUUGGAUGCCUCUAAGUAGACAAUAAGUCAUUGUUCUCAGGUUGUUUGUGUGGAAGUUGCCAGAAUGUUCAUUGUUAAACGUGUGGUGUGUGUUGGAGGCAUCAUGCUCAUCCAGUGCACCUCCCGCCCUGUGAGGAACUUCUCCGCUUGUCGCUGCCUGAACUCCCCUAAAAGACGCAGCUCCUACAGUUUAGCGGUCAGUGAGCGCUACUCCUCUUUGGUGAAGUCCGUCAUGUCCUCCAGGGUCAGUUCCCAAACCCCAGACACCCUCCAGGCGGAAGACGAGCACAUCUAUGGACCUGUUGUCAAAGCUCAAACGCCCUCAUCUAAACCAGAGAGGAGGGAGCCUAAGACCCUUCAUCCCUUCUUACUAUCUGAGAAGACUCUAGAGACAGAGGAGACAGAGUCAGGACUUCCAGUUCGGAUUCUGUUGAAAAGGGGCCAAGGAGGGUCCUCGGCACCGAGUGUGACCCGCAUCCUUCAGCAGACCCUCUCCCCAGAUCAGAGAUUCUACCUGGAGAGGUGGAAGAGGAGGAUGAUCGAAGAGCUUGGAGAAGAUGGCUUCAAAGACUACUCUCAGAAUUUAUUCAGGCAAGGCAAGCUUUUCCAUUCCACUUUGGAUGACAUCAUGGCGUCGGGAGCAACACAGGAGAACAAGCCUCCUGCGGAGACACCAGAGUAUCCGGCUGAGGUUCAGGGAUACGUGGAGAGCGUCUCUCACAUACUGGAAGACGUCAGUGCAGUGAGAGCGAUUGAAAGCACUGUACAUCACGACACCCUGGACUAUCUGGGAAUUGUGGAUUGCGUCGCUCGCUACAGAGGUGUUCUAUGUCUUAUUGACUGGAAGACUUCAGAGAAGCCCAAGCCAUUCCUGAGCAACACAUACGACAACCCUAUUCAAGUGGCAGCCUAUGCUGGGGCUUUGAACAAUGAUGGAAACUACAAAUACCAGGUUGAUCAUGGCCUCAUUGUAGUGGCUUACAAGGACGGCUCGCCUGCCCACGCUCACCAGCUCAGCUCGGAGCUGAUGCUACAGUACUGGAGGACCUGGUUGCUGCGACUUGAAAAGUUCACAGAACAGAGAUCCGGUCAUACGUCAACAGCUUUUUCAGAAAAGAAAUGAGGUGUUUGAAGAGAGAUAUGCGAGUGUAUUUCCAUGAAGCAGGUUAUUUCAGUUUAAGGUAACUAAACCUCUUACAAUGCUGUAGGACAAAACCGUCAGCUUUUAAUCGACUUGUUUACCUGCCUUUUCUGUGCUAAAUAUGCAAAUUAAUUAGCUGAACUUAAUUUGUUUCUCUAAAGACCUCAUCAGUUAUUUAGAAUAUAUUUUAUUUAUUUGUUACCAUACACUGAUCUGUUCAUUAAAUGCCACCCAGGCCUGCCUGUAUGUGGGAUCUUCAGUAAAGCCCAUGUUUUUAAAAAGCCUGUAGGAGACCAGGUUCUCCUCCUCUAUGAAGCAGUAGACUGGAUAAUCCUGAGUGUGGAGCCUCUUUGCCAUGGUGCUGAUGAGGACUUUGGCGUAGCCUUUGCCUCUGUGCUCUGGCAGGGUGUACAGCAUUCCCAUGGCACACGACGCAUAGGUCAGGAUCCAGGACACUGGCCUUCGUUGUGCAUCCAGCACGCAGCAGGAGGGGAAGUUUGCGAUCAUGUUGCGGAUCAUCCCCACAGCCUCGUCAUCAUUUGCGAACUUCCAUGUCUGACUCACCCAGCCAACGUGGGAUUCAUCCAGAGAGCCGAGGGAGAUUCCUGAGCUGAACACAACAGAAAGCAGAAUUAUGAACAACCUAUAAGACCUGUGAUGGUGAUGACCUGUCUCCAGAAUUAAGAUGUAAUUGCUUGGAUAGGCCCUACCUGGCUACAGAGGGAAGCUUGGAUACAUCCUCUAAUAUCAUCAUGUGACACACUGCCAGUUUCUUGCUGGACACACGUUUUUCUGAUGCCACUGCAUUGAAUAUCUCCAUGUGCCGAAGACUGAUUGCUUGGACAGAAGAAAAUACGUUUAUUUUUUUGUAUUAUUAAAACAAGAUUAAGGAU
Messenger RNA from Hippoglossus stenolepis (Pacific halibut), 2424 nucleotides. RefSeq names its product mitochondrial genome maintenance exonuclease 1 (gene mgme1). Gene Ontology annotation, cellular component: mitochondrion. The record is from RefSeq and is a predicted model, not a curated record. Gene Ontology annotation, biological process: mitochondrial DNA replication. Lineage: Eukaryota; Metazoa; Chordata; Actinopteri; Pleuronectiformes; Pleuronectidae. The transcript is spliced from 5 exons. Bases 455 to 1513 code for a protein of 352 amino acids. Gene Ontology annotation, molecular function: single-stranded DNA exodeoxyribonuclease activity.